Molecule: messenger RNA, 675 nt
Organism: Zingiber officinale
Lineage: Eukaryota; Viridiplantae; Streptophyta; Magnoliopsida; Zingiberales; Zingiberaceae
Product: receptor-like protein EIX2
Exons: 1
Coding region: 1-675 (224 amino acids)
Molecular function (GO): protein binding
Source: RefSeq, a predicted model, not a curated record
AUGGCACCUAUGGGCUCUAAUAGACCAAAGGAUAAGAUCCUAAUAACUGCCAAAGGAUCAACCUAUGAAUACAUUAGAAUUCUCUCCCUCGUGACCAGCAUAGACCUAUCGCAUAAUAAUCUUUCUGGUGAAAUCCCAAACGAGCUAAUGAUGCUUCGUGAUUUGCACUUCCUAAGCUUGUCCAACAAUCACUUGACCGGUACAAUUCCUGAAAACAUUGCCGUUUUGACAGAGUUAUUUUCUCUUGAUUUGUCAAUGAACAAUCUCACUGGCACAAUUCCCUCCAACUUAUCUGCUCUAAACUUUCUCAGUCACUUGAAUCUCUCUUUCAAUAACUUGUCCGGAAGAAUCCCAACCGGGAAUCAAUUUUUAACCUUCGAUGACCCUGCGAUAUACGCCGGCAACAAGGACCUUUGUGGUUGGCCACUACCCGAGUGUCCUAGUGAUGAAGCCCAGCGAGGUCCACUUCAUGCAAGAGAUGAUGAUGAUGGUAAUGGCAGCAAGCUUGAAAAAGUUCUGGAUUAUGACUUCAUUGCUAUGGGAUUUAUAGUCGGAUUUUGGGCAUAUUGGGGCGCAAUGAUCAUGAAAAAGUCCAUCAGAAUUGCUCUCUUCCAGAUGGCGGACAGGAUUUAUGACUGGAUCUAUGUGCAACUCGCAGUGAAGUUUGGAAGGUGA